Molecule: messenger RNA, 1107 nt
Organism: Sphenostylis stenocarpa
Lineage: Eukaryota; Viridiplantae; Streptophyta; Magnoliopsida; Fabales; Fabaceae
Source: the annotation of a GenBank genome assembly
AUGGCGUCAGGCGGAACCGUAGCUUUUCCAGAUUUGGGUAAACACUGCCAGCACCGCGAUUGCCACCAGCUCGAUUUUCUUCCUUUCACCUGCGACGGUUGCCGCCAGGUGUUUUGUUUGGAGCACAGAUCCUACAAGUCCCACGCCUGCACGAAAUCCGACCACAACAGCAGAAAAGUGGUUGUCUGCCAAACAUGUUCCAUGUCCAUUGAGACCACCGGUCUCGUGGGACAGGGCGAGGAGGCAAUUUUGGAGAAGCACCUCAAGUCUGGUGACUGUGAUCCCACCAAGAAGAAGAAACCCGUUUGCCCUGUCAAGUGCUGCAAGGAGGUUUUGACUUUCUCCAACAACAGCACCUGUAAAACUUGUCACAUGAAGGUGUGCCUCAAGCACCGUUUCCCUGCUGAUCAUGCUUGUAGCAGAGGAGUUUCAGCUUCUUCCUCAGCUUCAGUUGCUAAUGGUGGAUGGAACAAUCGAUUUUUGGGUACUCUGGCUUCAAGGACUGGACAGGAAUGUGCCAAAACUGGUGCCACUCGUUCUACCUCUCCUCCUAGCUCUCCUUCUGUUUUCGAUCUAUAUAUACAUGGCACAGGUGGAACCGAAACUUUUCCAGAUUUGGGGGAACACUGCGAGCACCGCGAUUGCAACCAGCUCGAUUUUCUUCCUUACACCUGCGACGGUUGCCAACGGGUGUUUUGUUCAGAGCACCGAUCCUGUAAGUCCCACGCGUGCCCAAAAUCCGACCUAAGCAGAAAAGUGAUUGUUUGCCAAACAUGUUCCAUGUCCAUUGAGACCACAGGCUACGUGGGACAAGACGAGGAGGCAAUCUUGGAGAAACACCACAAGUCUGGUAACUGUGACCCCACCAAGAAGAAGAAACCCGUUUGCCCUGUCAAGGGCUGCAAAGAGAUUUUAUCAAUCUCCAACACCAGCACAUGUAAAACUUGCAACCUGAACGUGUGCCUCAAACAUCGUUUCCCCUCUGAUCAUGCUUGUAACAGAGGAGUUUCAGCUUCUUCCUUACCUUCUGCUGCUAAUGGUGGGUGGCAGAAUUUUCUAAGUUGCUUUUGUUUCAAGAACAGAACAACAAAGAAGGGCCAAAACUAG